AGCCAGAGGCACGGAUGGAGUGAGGUCACUUCUCUGGGCAGCGCUGCUAGAAGAUUUCCCUUGGUUUGUUUGCUCUUGGAGGAGGAAGCGGAGUUGACAAGCGUUUUCCAGGCAGACCGUGUGUGGACAGUAAUGACCGCACGUUUCCGAUUGCCUGCUGGCAGAACCUACAAUGUACGAGCAUCUGAGCUGGCACGAGACAGGCAGCAUACGGAGGUGGUCUGCAACAUUCUUCUCCUGGAUAACACUGUACAAGCUUUCAGAGUUAACAAACAUGAUCAGGGACAAGUUCUAUUGGAUGUAGUCUUCAAGCAUCUCGAUUUGACAGAGAGAGAUUACUUUGGUUUACAGUUGGCUGAUGAAUCUACUGAUAACCCUAGGUGGCUGGAUCCAAACAAACCUAUCAGGAAACAAUUAAAAAGAGGAUCGCCUCACAGUUUGAACUUUAGAGUUAAGUUUUUUGUAAGUGACCCAAACAAGCUCCAAGAAGAAUAUACAAGGUACCAGUAUUUUUUGCAAAUUAAACAGGACAUUCUUACUGGAAGAUUGCCCUGUCCUUAUAAUACUGCUGCUCUUCUGGCUUCCUAUGCUGUUCAAUCCGAGCUGGGAGACUACAACCAUUCAGAAAACUUGCCAGGCUACCUCUCAGACUAUUCUUUCAUCCCUAGCCAGCCUCAAGACUUUGAAAAAGAAAUAGCAAAAUUACAUCAGCAGCACAUAGGGUUGUCUCCUGCAGAGGCAGAGUUCAAUUAUCUCAAUACAGCACGUACCUUAGAACUUUAUGGCGUUGAAUUGCACUAUGCAAGGGAUCAGAGUAAUAAUGAAAUAAUGAUUGGAGUGAUGUCAGGUGGAAUACUAAUUUUUAAGAACAGAAUACGAAUUAACACCUUUCAGUGGUUGAAGAUUGUAAAAAUUUCUUUUAAGUGCAAACAGUUUUUUAUUCAACUUCGGAAAGAAUUGCAUGAAUCUAGAGAAACGUUACUGGGAUUCAAUAUGGUGAAUUACCGAGCAUGUAAGAAUUUGUGGAAAGCUUGCGUUGAACAUCACACAUUCUUCCGCUUGGACAGACCACUUCCCCCUCAGAAGAACUUUUUUGCACAUUAUUUCACUUUGGGUUCCAAGUUCCGGUACUGUGGGAGAACAGAGGUCCAGUCUGUGCAGUAUGGUAAAGAAAGAGCAAACAAAGACAGGGUAUUUGCAAGAUCCCCCAGUAAACCCUUGGCACGGAAAUUAAUAAGUGGGAUGGACUGGGAAGUAGUGAGUAGGAACUCACUGUCUGAUGAUAGGUUGGAAACACAGAGCCUACCAUCACGGUCUCCACCUGGAACCCCAAAUCAUCGCAACUCUGCCUUCACUCAAGAAGGAGCCCGGUUACGACCCUCAUCAGUUGGACAUUUAGUGGACCAUGUAGUUCACACUUCCCCAAGUGAAGUAUUUGUAAAUCACAGAUCUCCAUCUUCCACCCAGGCUAAUAGCAUCAUACUGGAAUCAUCGCCAUCUCAAGAGACUCCUAUAGAUGGGCCGCCUCCUGCGUUACCACCCAAACAAUUUAAAAAGAACAGUUGGAACCAAAUUCAUCAUUCACACUCACAGCAAGAACUGGAUAACCAUAUUAAUGAAACAUUUGAUGUUCCUGCAUCACCUGAAAAAUCCACACCCAAUGGUGGUGUCCCCCAUGACAAUCUUGUUAUGAUCAGAAUGAAACCAGAUGAAAAUGGAAGGUUUGGCUUCAAUGUAAAGGGUGGAUACGAUCAGAAGAUGCCAGUAAUAGUGUCCAGGGUAGCUCCAGGAACACCUGCUGAUCUCUGUGUCCCUCGUUUGAAUGAAGGGGACCAGGUUGUACUGAUUAACGGCAGGGAUAUAGCAGAACAUACCCAUGACCAAGUUGUUAUGUUUAUUAAAGCUAGCUGUGAGAGACACUCAGGGGAACUUGUGCUCCUAGUUCGACCCAAUGCUGUCUAUGAUGUUGUGGAAGAAAAGCUGGAGAGCGAGCCUGACUUCCAGUACAUCCCUGAGAAAUCUCCACUUGAUGGUGUCCAUCAAGAUGAUAAUGCUCUGAGGGAAUCCAUGAUUCAGCUAGCAGAGGGGCUUACCACUGGAACUGUUUUGGCUCAGUUUGAUCAAUUGUAUAGGAAAAAGCCUGGAAUGACAAUGUCCUGCGCCAGAUUACCUCAAAACAUUUCCAAAAAUAGAUACAGAGACAUUUCGCCUUAUGAUGCUACACGGGUUAUUUUAAAAAGUAAUGAAGAUUACAUCAAUGCAAAUUAUAUAAAUAUGGAAAUCCCUUCUUCCACAAUAAUAAACCAGUACAUUGCUUGUCAAGGUCCAUUACCGAACACUUGUCCUGAUUUUUGGCAGAUGACUUGGGAACAAGGCUCAUCUAUGGUUGUAAUGUUAACGACUCAAGUUGAACGGGGCAGAGUUAAAUGCCAUCAGUACUGGCCAGAGCCUUCAGGAAGCUCAUCAUAUGGGAAUUUCCAGAUUACCUGCCAUUCAGAAGAAGGAAAUCCUGCUUAUGUCUUUCGAGAAAUGACAUUGACUAAUCUGGAGAAAGAGGAAAGCCGCCAACUAACCCAAAUCCAGUAUAUAGCAUGGCCUGAUCAUGGGGUUCCUGACGAUUCCAGCGAUUUCCUAGAUUUUGUGUGUCUUGUGCGGAAGAAGAGGGCUGGCAGAGAAGAACCUGUUGUUGUUCAUUGCAGUGCUGGGAUUGGACGGACGGGAGUUCUUAUCACUAUGGAGACAGCUAUGUGUCUCAUUGAGUGCAAUCAGCCUGUUUAUCCAUUAGAUAUUGUAAGAACCAUGAGAGAUCAAAGAGCCAUGAUGAUCCAAACACCUAGUCAAUACAGAUUUGUAUGUGAAGCUAUUUUGAAGGUGUAUGAAGAAGGAUUUAUUAAACCUUUACAACCAUCACUGCAUAAGUAAAGAGCAAAAAACCUAGGAUAUCAAAUGUUCUCUAUAACGAACUGGCAGCAUUUGUUGUGCCAUAUUACUGCUUGCAGGAAAUGAUAGUGAAGUACAGCAAAGAAUUGACAAAGGACUUUGAAAACUUCAGCACUGUUGCACUUUACGUUGAAACAAAAUCAGUCUCUGAAACUCUUCUAACCUUCAUCUGUUUGAAGACUUUAUUUUCGUGCUUUGCUCCGAACAAACCAUAAACUGAAAGAACUAAUUGUGUUCAGGGUAAUCUACGAUAUCUCAUUGUAGUGCCAUAUACUGCGCUUCUGGUUGAAUUGCUACAAACAAGGCUUGGAAUUAUUUCACUUUGUUUUACACCCAUGUCUCUUAAAAUGAAAAAAAAUACACUAAGCCAUGGUCUUUUUCCAGUGCUAGAUUUAUUUACUAUGUACAGACUCUCACUGUUUUGUUUUUUACAACAUUAGCAAUAUUGCUGAUACUAGAUAGAUACACACUGGCUACUGAUGCAGCACACUUUGUCCUACACCCUUACUAGAGACCAGCUGGUUGUUAGAGGAAAGCUGGCAUCUGUGUUAACCCAGCAGUAGCUGCAUAAUGCCCACUUACCAGCAUCUUGUACAAAAUAAUAAUAAAAAUUAAAA
This is a messenger RNA of Nipponia nippon (crested ibis), 3557 nucleotides long. Lineage: Eukaryota; Metazoa; Chordata; Aves; Pelecaniformes; Threskiornithidae. The record is from RefSeq and is a predicted model, not a curated record.